Molecule: messenger RNA, 4674 nt
Organism: Leptidea sinapis
Lineage: Eukaryota; Metazoa; Arthropoda; Insecta; Lepidoptera; Pieridae
Product: aldo-keto reductase AKR2E4-like
Exons: 7
Coding region: 63-1163 (366 amino acids)
Molecular function (GO): oxidoreductase activity
Source: RefSeq, a predicted model, not a curated record
UCGAGUGGACGCACGAGUUUAAGAAAGAGUUAUUAGAAAGUGAUUUGAAAAAAGAUUCAUCGAUGGUGGGGAAGAUCGUUACCUUCCCUAAGAUAUGUGUGAGGGAAGCGAUGGCUGUUGCAUGCGUCAUGCUCGUGAACGGGCGCUGCUUUGGUCGGUCCUGUCUACGGGUAGGUGCUAGCGGUAGCGAAGUGCCAAGAAUCAAGUUGAGUAACGGAGCAGAGAUGCCAGCAAUCGCUCUCGGGGCUUACCUCGGAUUUGAUGAGAACGGUAUAAUUCGUCCUCGGGAGCACAAUUUACGUGACGUCAUCGUUCGAGCUAUUGACGUGGGCUACAGACACUUCGACACCGCCUCCAUUUACGAGACCGAAGCGGAGGUUGGGCAGGCCGUGCGUUUGAAGAUAGCUGAGGGGGCCGUGCACAGACACGAUAUAUUUAUCACUACAAAGCUCUGGAAUACUCAGCACAGAAGGGAUCAAGUAGUAUCCUCAUUGAAGGAGAGUUUGAAGAAGAUGGGACUUAGUUAUGUGGACUUAUAUCUGAUGCAUUGGCCGAUAGGACUUAAUGAAGAUUAUUCAUACUCCGACGCGGAUUACAUGGAGACCUGGCGAGGAUUGGAAGACGCGCAGUGGCUUGGUUUGACCAGGUCUAUUGGAGUCUCCAACUUUAACCAGGAUCAACUCCAAAGGGUUAUUGCUGAAGGAAGUAUUAAGCCCGUCGCUUUGCAGAUUGAAAUACAUCCUCAAUUAGUUCAGCAAGAGUUGGUGGAUUUCGCCCAAAGACAAGGUAUUGUUGUCAUGGGAUACUCACCCUUCGGCUCCUUGGUGAAGAGGUUCGGAGUGAAACUCCCUGGGCCUCAGAUUGAUGACUCCACUCUUGUUGAGAUUGCUAAGAAGUUUAAUAAAACUACACCACAAGUGGUACUGCGUUGGCUGGUAGACAGAAACAUCGUCCCGAUAGCAAAAACCAUGAGCUGCAAAAGGCUGAAGGAAAACAUCAACAUUUUCGACUUCCAACUGAACGAUGCAGACAAAACCAAAAUUAAUAACUUCAAUGAGAACCGACGCUACACGUUUCCAACGUUUUGGCAAUCUCACUUGUAUUACCCGUUUGAGAAGGUUGACAAUCCAUCUACGGUUAAUCCGUUUAUGCCAAAAACUUAGCGGAAUAUUUCCUAGUUUCAUCAAAAUACUAAGUUUAACCAAAGUAAGUUUAAGAGCGCGGCCCUGAGUAAGUAAAACAUCGCAGUUUUAGCGUGACACGUGUAGGGAUGUCGACAGAGUAUCGACGAAAAAAUCUAAGAUCUAAAUUUUUUAUCCGUAACUUCACUAACAUCAAAUCUAUAACAAACACGUAAAAUUCUCUGAUAUUUUAAUAGUUUUUUUUUAGUAAAACUCAAAAUAAAUUAAACUAUUAAUUAAAAAAUUAAUAUUAGAAUGAACCUACUAAAGUAAACGAGGCUGACCUAUUUGAAAAUAAUUAAUAAUUAAUUUAAGAGGCAGUCUUAAAGAAAAUAAUUUUAUUAGUCUUUUAUCUCGAACAUGUUCUACUUAUAACGUUUUUUACUUACCUUGGUUUUAUAAUGUGCGUGUACUUUUCCUGAAGAGUUGCUUAGACUGUAGAACGGAUUGCCAAGCUCAGAUAAUAAUAUGUUUAGAAUUAUCAUAAUUUUAGAAUUAUAGUAUGGAGUCUCUUUUUACAUGUUUUUCUACACCUCUACUUUUAUUUGUCAUUUAUAUAGCUACGAUCAGUAAUAUAAGUAAAUAUUUCAUUAAAUAUUUGUAAAAGUCUCUCUAUGGCCUAAACAAUGUUUACAGUACUAUGAUGUCGCCAAAAAAGCACAGUUAUGUUGGUGCCAUAGACAUCUUAAUUUAGAUUAGGUUUGGUAGGUUCCUUAGAUAAUUUAUACGUCGAGAUAGUGCCUCUUGCUGUUAGACAUUCGAUAAAAACAGGCUAGGAAUAUUAAUUUAGUGUGCGUGACAAGCUACGUCUUACACUCGCGAUUUGUAUGAUACUUUGUGUUAGUGUGCGUGCAUUUCUCAAAAUAGAGGUUACUUCUAAAUUAAAUUUUUUUCGACGUUUUCACAGCUGUCAUAGUUUAUCUAGAUUCUAGACGUAUAAAAUGAUCUAAUGUAGGUUCUACAAAUGAUUUGAGUUUACUUUAGUGUUAAUUCCGCCAAUAUUUGUCUUUAAACAAUUCGACACGUGUUUCGCCUCUACACAAGGCAUCCUCAGGACGUGUUGUCUCGCCAAAAUCUGGCACGAGACAUAUCAAACACUAAAGAAAACUCAAAUCAUUUGUAUGAUUAUGGAUUUCCGCAAAGUAACGCCUACUUCAAUAAAUUUUAAUGUAGGUUCAUAAAAAUAUUAGAUUAGAUAGUACAUUCAAUAUUACAAACAUAAUAUUUUCAUAAUUGAAUCAUUAGACUUAACAUUUUAAUAUCAACUUAAGGAAAUGACUUGUUAAUAUAAUUUUGCCAAGAUGCUGCUAUAUAUUUUGUAAUUUUCAAUUUUCCCGCGUAUUCUAUAUGUACCUUUGCCAUUAUUUUAAGGAAAAAUUAAUCCACUCACCAGAGAUAAGUAUUAAGCGGCAACUCGAAAAUUUGUGGUAUUUAUGUGUAAGUCAAAUUUAACGUAAGCAGUAACGCUGUCUUUAACAUAGACUGCGGAAUGUGUUGCACCAUGGCAUAGUUAAAUAGUGAAAUAAUAAGUCAAUAUCGAAUAUUUAUUUGAAACUAGACAUGUUGCUAUUAAGGUAUUUAAUAUUAACAAUAUAUAUAACCGGCGAAGAUUGGCCGAUUACGGUUAACGGCCGUUUUCAAUAACCCUAAGUUUAACUUACAGUUACAUUGCUGUCACGUUUAAUGACAAGAUCUUAUCUAUCCAUAGUUAUAGUCCAAUGCUAUCUGUCAAUAGGUUAUUGAAAUGUAAGUAAGCGUAAAAGGAUAGAUUUGUCUACGUCUAGUAAGUUAAACUAAAGAUAGAUAGGUUAUUGAAAACGGCCGUAGAUCUUUAAUGUUAUUACGUCAUCUAAAAAUUUUCAAAUGGUGCAACUCAUUUUUAGUUUAACCGGUACUUUAACAUGUUUGGUGCAACCCACUCUAGUUUUGAUGUAGAUCUGAUGAUGUAGCCGUAGCAGAUUUUUUUCUCGUUUGAUUUCAUCACAAUCUGUAGAACACGCGGACGAACGAACAAAAUGAAUGAAUGUUGAAAUAUUAAUUUGUAAGAAGUAAAUGUAUGUUACUCGUACGAAUAGUAAAAGCAUUCGUUAAAAUUAUUUUUUAGCUUAUCAUUAUAAUUCUGAAUUAUACAGUAUUAUUUAUAAGUGUACAAACACACAUGUAAAAGGGUGCCAAUUAUUCAGAUUAUACAUAGGUUUAUUAGAGUAAUUCCAAUUAUUUGUGCUUGUUAUUAUAAUAGACGACUGCAAUGACCACUUAUCAUUUUGUGAACCACCUGCUGCUGUAAAGGCGGCGAAUGUCCUUCACCAACCACACUCAAUAAAUUGAAUGUGAUUGGAGACGCCUACCACGAGGUGAGGCUUGCAGGCUGCAUCUGAACGUUGUGCUCGGGAAGCGAAGCGCCUGCUGUGUGUUUCACAUGAUGCAAUACCCCAAUGUCUCAGAAAAAUUACGUAGAGAACAGCAUGGAUGGUGUUUAGUGACAUAACGCUCACUAGUAUGUCUGUCAUCAACAACCAGCAUGAUGGUAGGUGCUCACCUUCGUACUCCUCACUCUCACGGCUCACUCCACGUUCAAUACUUUCUAUCAAAUUAUAAGACGACCUGUAUAGCCGAGUGGUUAGCGACCCUACCUACUAAGCUAGAGGUCCCGGGUUCGAAUCCCGGUAGGUGCAAGCAUUUAUAUGAUGAAUAUGGAUGUUUGUUUCCAAGUCAUGGAUGUUUAAAUGUAUUUAUGCAUGUUUAUAUGUAUUUUCAUAAGAAUUUAUGUAUGUUUAAGUAAGUAUAUUGUAUUAAAUAUAUCAUUUUCUUGUAACCCAUAACACAGGCUAUAUAUGCUUAACUUGAGGCAAGAUAAUUUGUGUAAAAAGUGUGUCAAUAUUAUUAUAUUAUUAUUAUUAUAAGAAAAUAUCUCUGCCACCCGGGACGUUUUAGAAUAUCAAUCAAGUUCGCAACUCGUAAUCCAUUCAUUUGUUGGUGUGGCCACCUGAUGUGAACAGAUCACGAUACAUAAACCUGAACGCUCUGUCUGCCCUUUUACUCAAGACCAUCUUGACAGAUAUGGAUAGAGGCUAUAGUGUAAGUAAUUAAUGAACUAUUUUAUAAAUAUCUUAUUGUUUUUAUAUAACGUUAGGUGUUACAGAAAGUGCUGGUGCGUUUAUGUACGACAAUGUUCGAGCAUACUUUACUAUUACUCAACACGAAGUCCGGAUCUUAAUCCCAUUGAGCAUCUAUGGGAUUUUCUAAAACGAUAUGUUAAAGCGUCACAGUCAAUCCACAGAACAUCCGAGUGCUAAAAUUGUUAUUACGACCAGGGAGCGUAUUCCACAAGAACCCGUAAAGAAACUCGUCCAAAGCAUGCCACUAAGAAUAAUUGCAGAAGAUAUUUCAGCCAGCGGAAGCCACACUGCAUAUUAAUUUUAAUUUUAUUAUUUUGUAACUUAAAGAUCAAACUAAAUUAAUAAUCAAACAAAAGUGUUUUCACAUCAAUAAA